Styela clava is the source of this 575-nucleotide messenger RNA. Lineage: Eukaryota; Metazoa; Chordata; Ascidiacea; Stolidobranchia; Styelidae. The record is from RefSeq and is a predicted model, not a curated record.
UUUAGAAAAAAUGAAGAAAACCGUUGACAUUAUUCCUAAACUAUAGCCUACUGUGGAAUGGGAAUGAAGAGCAGGGAUAUUCCAGAUCAUGCGAUUACUGCAUCAUCUUAUUCUAAUUACCAACAUGCCGCUCAUCAUGGACGAAUGGAUGAAAAUGCUAUUUUCCAUACAGCUUCAAAUGGAUUUAGUGUAGGUGCCUGGUGCUCCGGAGAAAACACAAAUCGUGAGUGGAUUCAGGUUGAUUUUCAACGUCCGAGAUUUAUAGGUGGAAUAGUAACACAGGGACGCCCAAUUAAAUACGGAUGGGACUUCAAUCAGUGGGUAAAAACAUACAAAGUAGCGUGUGGGAAUUCAACUUCUACUCUGAGAACUAUAACGGAUAAUGCUAUUGACAAAGUCUUUUUAGGAAACACGGAUGGGAAUUCUAAACUGAUUAACAUGUUUUCCAAACCUCUGAUUUGUCGCUUUGUUCGUUUGUACCCAUUAUCAUGGAAUUAUCACCAAUGCAUGAGAAUGGAAGUAAUUCGAGGCGAAUGUCACGACUUGUUCUAAGAAUCCAUGCUAUUCGACUUUGA